AUGGGAGUAACAAAAAAACCUGACUUGAAUGAUCCUGUAUUAAGAGCUAAAUUGGCUAAAGGUAUGGGUCAUAAUUAUUAUGGAGAGCCCGCAUGGCCCAAUGAUCUUUUAUAUAUUUUUCCAGUAGUAAUUCUAGGUACUAUUGCAUGUAAUGUAGGCUUAGCCGUUUUAGAACCAUCAAUGAUUGGUGAACCGGCAGAUCCAUUUGCAACCCCUUUGGAAAUCUUACCUGAAUGGUAUUUCUUUCCUGUAUUUCAAAUACUUCGUACAGUGCCCAAUAAAUUGUUGGGGGUUCUUUUAAUGGUUUCAGUACCUGCGGGAUUAUUAAUAGUACCUUUUUUAGAGAAUGUUAAUAAAUUCCAAAAUCCAUUUCGCCGUCCAGUAGCGACGACUGUCUUUUUGAUUGGUACCGCAGUCGCCCUUUGGUUGGGCAUUGGUGCAACAUUACCUAUUGAUAAAUCCCUAACUUUAGGUCUUUUUUAA
Capsicum annuum is the source of this 483-nucleotide messenger RNA. NCBI's taxonomy places the organism in Eukaryota, Viridiplantae, Streptophyta, Magnoliopsida, Solanales, Solanaceae. The record is from the annotation of a RefSeq genome assembly.